ACAGACUCCUCUGGUGAGUUAUUCCAUCUCCCACAGUCAUGGCGGUGUCGGGGAGUCACGGAGAUGGAGUAAACACCACCGCAUCUUGAUUCUUGGUUUUUUGUUUUUUUUUUUAAAGCUUCAUUUCGGAUUGUACCCGCUGUCAUCUGAAAUAUCCGAGCCAUCCCGCAGGCAGGGCUGCUGUGCUUCCGACCAUGGCCGACCGCGGUGUUGAUCUGUCGGCUCUGCCUAAAGAGGUCAGGGACCAGCUGGCGGAGUUGGAUCUGGAGCUCUCCGAAGGUGAUAUUACACAGAAGGGCUAUGAGAAGAAAAGGACCAAACUGCUGGCUCCUUACAUCAUCCAUACACCAGUGGAGCCACCUCCUCAGAAUGAUGUGCAGCCUCCCGCUCCCAGCUCCUCCUCCAGCCACGCCCCUCCUCCCUCGAGCUCAUCCCGUUACCGCGAACGUCGCAACCGCAGGACGCAUCGCAAUGGGGGAACCAGAGAUGACCGCUACAGAUCAGAUAUACACAGCGAGGCAGUGCAAGCCGCUCUGGCCAAACACAAAGAGGAGAAGAUGGCGCUGCCGAUGCCGACCAAACGACGCUCCACUUAUGUCCAGUCGCCCAUCAACACGCGCACACCGCCAGACUCCUCGUCAGGUUCUGAAGAUGAGACGUCUGUGCGUAGACAGUCAUCGUUGGUCGCUCCCAUUCCUCAGGUCAAUCCCAACCUGCAGAGCCCAGACUCAUGGAUCAACCGCUCGGUCCAGGGCUCCUCCACAUCUUCCUCAGCAUCGUCCACUUUGUCCCACGGGGAGGCCAAGCCACAGCCUCAGAGCCAGCCUCAGCCACAGUACAAACCGCAGUACCAGCCUCUGUACCAGCCUCACCACCAGCCUCAGCACCAGCCUCAGCCUCAGCCUCAGCACCAGCCCCAUGAGCAGCCCCAAACUGCAGCCAUCACCGACAUGAUGGCCCACAGUCGCAUUGCCCCGUCACAGAACAGCGCCCCCCCUCCAGAUGUGACUGCUGUGGCCCCUCCUCCCACCAGGGGCCCAAGGGUCGACCUGCCCUCCAACGCUGUGGUCCGGGGGAUGAGCCGUGGGCAGAGCCGCUCGAGCAUGAUGGAAACUGCAGACGGAAGAGGAGUUCCUGUGAACAGCAGGGUCUCCACUAAAAUCCAGCAGCUGCUUAACACCCUGAAGAGGCCGAAGAGGCCCCCACUCAGUGAAUUCUUCACCGACGAUUCAGAAGAGAUUGUAGAAGUGCCCCAGCCGGACCCCAACACACCGAAGCCAGAGGGCCGUCAGAUCAUGCCGGUGAAAGGAGAGCCUCUGGGUGUGGUCAGUAACUGGCCCCCAGCCCUGCAGGCCGCAUUAGCCCGUUGGGGGGCCACCCAAGGGAAGAGCCCCGCCCUCACUGCUCUGGACAUCACGGGCAAGCCGCUCUACACUCUGACUUAUGGGAAGCUGUGGAGUCGCAGUGUGAAGCUGGCGUAUACGCUGCUCAACAAACUGGGCACCAAGAAUGAGCAAAUCCUCAAACCUGGAGACAGGGUUGCACUGGUUUACCCCAACAGUGACCCAGGGAUGUUCUGGGUGGCGUUUUACGGCUGCCUCCUCGCUGAAGUCAUACCAGUUCCUAUUGAAGUUCCACUGUCUCGCAAAGAUGCAGGUAUCAGCCAGGUGGGCUUUCUUCUCGGUAGCUGUGGGGUGGGUCUCGCUCUGACUAGUGAGAUCUGUCUGAAGGGACUCCCCAAGACCCCCACUGGAGAAAUUCUGCAGUUUAAAGGCUGGCCUCGACUAAAAUGGGUAGUGACAGACUCCAAGUACUUGACGAAGCCCUCCAAAGACUGGCAGCCACACGUCCCCACGGCCAACACUGACCCUGCAUAUAUAGAGUACAAGGCAAGUAAAGAGGGGACAGUUGUGGGUGUGGCUGUGUCUAAAGUAGCCAUGUUGACCCACUGCCAAGCUCUGACUCAGGCCUGCAAUUACUGUGAAGGAGAAACACUGGUGAAUGUCCUGGACUUUAAGAAGGACAUGGGUCUGUGGCAUGGUGUUCUUACGGCUGUGAUGAACAGGAUACACACUAUCAGCGUUCCCUAUGCUGUCAUGAAGGCUUGUCCUCUCUCCUGGGUACAGAGGGUCCACAUCCACAAAGCUCGUGUAGCUUUGGUGAAGUGCCGUGAUCUGCACUGGGCCAUGAUGGCUCAUCGAGACCAGAGAGACACCAGUCUGGGAUCAUUACGAAUGCUCAUUGUAGCAGACGGUGCAAACCCCUGGUCGGUUUCUUCCUGUGAUGCCUUCCUGAAUGUGUUCCAGUCCCAUGGGCUGAAGCCGGAGGUUAUCUGUCCAUGUGCCACCUCCCCCGAGGCCAUGACGGUCGCUAUACGCAGACCGGGAGUACCAGGCGCACCGCUCCCUGCCCGUGCCAUUCUUUCCAUGGGCGGCCUGAGUCAUGGAGUCAUCAGGGUCAACACUGAGGACAAGAACUCCGCUCUGACUGUACAAGAUGUCGGCCAUGUCAUGCCUGGAGCUCUUAUGUGCAUUGUUAGGCCAGACGGGCCUCCUCAGCUGUGUAAAACAGAUGAGAUCGGAGAGAUAAUCAUCAACUCCCGCGCUGGAGGCACCAUGUACUACGGCUUGCCUGGACUCACUAAAAACACCUUUGAGGUGAUACCGGUCAAUGCUAAUGGAGUUCCCAUUGGAGAGAUUCCAUUUGUGCGGUCAGGACUCCUGGGAUUUGUUGGCCCAGGCAGUCUGAUCUUUGUGGUGGGAAAGAUUGAAGGCCUGCUGAUGGUGAGUGGACGGAGACACAAUGCCGAUGACCUGGUGGCCACCGCACUCGCUGUGGAGCCUGUGAAGACCGUGUACCGUGGGAGGAUUGCAGUGUUUUCAGUAACAGUCUUCUAUGAUGAGAGGGUGGUGAUUGUGGCGGAGCAGAGACCAGAUGCCAGUGAGGAGGACAGCUUUCAAUGGAUGAGCAGAGUGCUUCAGGCGAUCGACAGCAUCCACCAGGUGGGCCUCUACUGUCUGGCUCUGGUCCCAGCCAACACCUUACCUAAAACGCCCCUGGGUGGGAUCCACAUCUCAGACACCAAGCAGUUCUUCUUAGAUGGAAACCUGCAUCCGUGCAACAUCCUCAUGUGUCCCCACACGUGUGUCACCAACCUCCCCAAACCCCGCCAGAAGCAGCCAGUUGGUGUAGGCCCUGCGUCUGUUAUGGUUGGAAACUUAGUAGCAGGGAAGCGGAUUGCCCAAGCUGCAGGAAGGGACCUCGGCAUGAUUGAAGACCAGGAUCUUGUCCGGAAGCUCUGUAUGUGGCCCACUGUGAUGCAUCAGUAUUUGACAGAGGCUCUGCACUGGAGAGCGCAGACAGAUCCAGACCAUGUCCUCUAUGUGCUUCUCAAUGCUAAGGGUGUCACAGUGGGUACGGCCACCUGCGUCCAGCUUCACAAGCGAGCAGAGAAGAUUGCUGCAGCUCUGACUGAGAAAGGCAGCAUUAAUACUGGAGAGAACGUGGUGCUGCUCUAUCCUCCAGGAAUCGACUUGAUUGCCUCUUUCUAUGGCUGUCUCUAUGCUGGAUGUGUUCCUGUAAACGUCAGACCUCCACACCCUCAGAACCUGGCAGCCACUCUGCCUACUGUCCGCAUGAUUAUUGAUGUCAGUAAAGCAGCGUGUAUCCUCACUACUCAAAAUCUCAUGCGAACCCUGCGUUCCAAAGAGGCUGCUGCCUCUGUAAAUAUUAAAACAUGGCCAACAAUCAUUGAUACAGAUGACCUUCCUCGCCGUCGGCCUCCACAGAUCUAUAAGCCUCCCACUGCAGAGAUGAUAGCUUAUCUGGACUUCAGUGUCUCCACUACAGGCAUGCUCACUGGGGUCAAGAUCUCACAUGCAGCAGUCAGUGCACUUUGCCGUUCCAUAAAGCUACAGUGUGAACUGUACUCCUCUCGCCAAAUAGCCAUCUGCCUGGAUCCUUACUGCGGUCUGGGAUUUGUCUUGUGGUGCCUCGCUAGUGUUUACUCAGGUCACCAGUCCAUUUUGAUUCCUCCCUUUGAGUUGGAGACUUGUCCUUCUCUGUGGCUGAGCACACUAAGCCAGUAUCGUAUAAGAGACACUUUUUGCUCUUAUUCUGUUAUGGAGCUCUGUAUAAAAGGCCUGGGAACACAGACUGAGUUACUCAAGGCCCGAGGUGUGAACCUGUCAUGUGUGAGGAGCUGUGUGGUGAUAGCAGAGGAACGGCCUCGUCUGGCCCUCACACACUCCUUCUCCAAGCUGUUUAAGGAUGUCGGGCUUUCAUCCAGGGCCGUCAGCACUGCUUUUGGCUCCAGAGUUAACCUGGCCAUCUGUCUGCAGGGCACUACUGGUCCUGAUCCCUGCACUGUGUAUGUGGACAUGAAAUCCCUCCGCCAUGACAGAGUCAGGCUGGUGGAGAGAGGUGCACCUCAGAGUCUUCCUUUAAUGGAGUCUGGCAAAAUCCUGCCAGGUGUUAGAGUGAUCAUAGUAAAUCCAGAGACCAGAGGUCCACUGGGUGAUUCUCAUCUCGGAGAGAUCUGGGUGAACAGCCCCCAUAAUGCCAGUGGCUACUACACUAUCUAUGGAGAAGAGAGUCUUCAGGCUGACCACUUCAACACUAAGCUCAGCUUUGGAGACCCACACACCUUAUGGGCCAGGACAGGAUACUUGGGAUUUGUAAAGAGGACUGAGCUUUUGGAUGCCAGCGGGGAUCGACACGAUGCUCUCUUUGUGGUGGGCUCACUGGAUGAGACCUUAGAGCUAAGAGGACUGCGUUAUCACCCUAAUGACAUUGAGACCUCAGUAUCCCGGGCUCACCGCAGUAUUGCUGAGAGUGCUGUGUUUACAUGGACCAACCUGCUGGUGGUGGUUUCAGAGCUGUGUGGUUCAGAGCAGGAUGCGCUGGACCUGGUGCCUCUGAUAACCAACGUGGUCUUGGAGGAGCACCACCUCAUUGUGGGUGUGGUGGUUAUUGUUGACCCUGGGGUCAUACCCAUCAACUCUAGAGGAGAGAAGCAACGCAUGCACCUCCGAGACUCGUUCCUCGCCGACCAGCUUGAUCCCAUUUAUGUUGCUUACAACAUGUGA
Molecule: messenger RNA, 5087 nt
Organism: Sphaeramia orbicularis (orbiculate cardinalfish)
Lineage: Eukaryota; Metazoa; Chordata; Actinopteri; Kurtiformes; Apogonidae
Gene: dip2bb
Product: disco-interacting protein 2 homolog Bb
Exons: 40
Coding region: 195-5087 (1630 amino acids)
Source: RefSeq, a predicted model, not a curated record